CUGCGUAAUGCAUCUGCUGGGAAGCUAGUGUGUACACCCAGCGUAUGAAUUCUGCUGAUUACGACAGCAUAUGGAUUCUGCUGAUUAUGACGACAUUAAAACGAUAAUUAAGAGAAUAACAAGGCAAUAUACUUCUGGAAAUAGAGGAAUCUGACACGAAUACAGAAGCCUGUUUUUCUUACCCGUGCACUACUAGAUGUAUAUUUUGGAUGUGCUGAGCGCGUGUUCUAUAUCUAGAGCGAUGUAUAUAAAUAGAACAGAAUUCUUGUUUUGUUAUUUACAAGUCAGUGAUUGUGUUCGUAACCAGGCAGCAUAGAAAUAUCACUGAUUGUACUUUUAUAAUACUUUUAACAUUCUAACGUUCUUGCUAUUCAUUUCACGCUAUUUAUUAUUACAUAGUAUAGCAUGGUUGAAUAAACUGUAAAGCAAAAUGUGUCCUUAAAGUAUUUUGAAUGCGCAGUUGAGUCAAUUGAUCGGAUACGUGUUGUUGAAAGAAUUCGAGUCAUUAUUUUAUUGAAUUGGAUGAAAUGAACCAGGAUAUUAUGCACGAAUAUCGCUCUCAUUUUCCCCAUUGUGAAUAAUGUUAUGAGUGUACAAAUUGAAAACAUAAUUGGAUGAGAUUUACAUAUUAUUGUAUCCAAGAUGGCCGCUGCUGAUAUCCUAAAGAUAUUAGGUAAAUAUGAUUUAUCCAAUAUUACCGAAGACGCCAGAAGUCAAUAUUAUGAUGAAGAAAGACAAUGGAGCAGAAACUGCACAGAUUUACCCGGACCCGUAACUCUGUGGUAUGAUGCCACAAAAAUACUGAUGUCCAAAAUAUGCAUACCAAACAUGCCACGAGACGACCACGAUGCUGUCUUUUUAGCUAAACAUAUGAUAGAAUUGGUAUUUGAUCAGAGUAGAGACGGUAAUUAUCAAGCUAUAGAAUAUGAAAAUCUGUAUGGUUUAUUCUAUGAUAUGUUGAUAAGAAUGGUAGAACUAGGACCAGGUAUUGGCCAUGCUGCUAUUUGGAGCGCCAUAUUUCAUAAUGGAGAUUUCAAAGAAUAUUAUAUGAAAUUACCCAAGGAGAAAAUAUGUAAGAUGUUAAAUAGUUUAAAGAAGGAGUAUUAUUAUAACGGAGAUAGUGAUGAUCCUGAGAGUAACUAUACAACUAGAGUACAGUCUGCUUUAGAAUAUGUAGUUGAUCGUGCUGUAAGUGAGGAAAUGAUGAAAUCAAACCAUGAGGAUUUCCUUGACUUAUUUAUGUUUUAUUUAACGAAUUUCCUGAAGUCGGAUGAACCAAUAUACAAUAUGACUCAUUCACUAGCCAUGAAAAUCUGGUAUAAAUUUGGAAGAACGCCUUUUAAGAGGAUCACAAAUCCUGAAAUAUAUCGUAAAUAUUUGAAACUUAUAUCUGACUGUUUACACGAUAAAGAUGUGCCUAAUGAUGAGAAGAGGGUCAAAGAAUUGGUUUCUAAUCUCAAAUAUAUACUCAAUGGUAUAGAAGAAGAAAAACUAUUUCCUGAUUUAUAUAUAGAUUUAGUUGACUUUGUUUUAACUAUGUGUAAUAAAACCACUGGUUUACCACCACAUGAGUUUAUAGAGAGUAUUGGUUAUCUAUGGUUCCAUACCAAGGAAGAUAUCGUCAAGAACAAAACUGUAAUCUUUGAUGGAAUGGCACCUAAAAUUGCAAAGUUAUUAGAGAAUCUGAGCGACUACAGUAUCUGUGAACUCCGUCUUAUAAAACCUGCCCUUUACAAUAUUCUUGGUCCUGCAAUGAAUAACUCUAAAGAACAUGCUGCGUUAUGGAUAAGAAUAGUUACUAGUGGUAUACACAUACAGGGAUGUGCUGAAGCUAUGUAUUAUGCUGUUAGAGAACAAGAAAAAUUCUUAAAAUGGAAGAAUUACCCUUCAGAAGCUAAAAACCUGUUUCAGUGUUUUUCUAAAGUAAAUAAGAUAACUUAUGAAGCGGAAAAAAAGAGAGAAUCAACAAUUGGAUAUUAUGAAAACUUCCUCAAAUAUUUCUUAGAACAAGUCAAAAAAGCUAAACUGAUACCGGAUCUGCUUGAAGAAUUACUUCACUAUUCCCUGAAAAUACUGGAAGAUAAAAAUGAAGAAUUUUACAGACUAGCAGAAGUGGCAGCAGAUUACUUCGAUGGCUUAGUGUUUAAAAAACAUCGAGAGAUAGCGAUGGAAGCUAUCCGUGGCGUCACUAAGCUAUUAAGAGAUGAAUCAGAAUGGAAUAUCAGAAGAUGCUGUGCUCUUCAAGAAUUAGCAUGCAAUGCCCUGGAGUCCAUAACUGAUUGUAAAAGUCUGACAUCCGAAGAUUUUGAUGUUUUGGUUGAUCUAUGUGAUGCUAGUUUAUCUGGUGAUUUUAUAAUACCCGAUGGGAACAUUCCAGGAACCGAAUAUUACAGAAUAUAUGUAGUUGCUGUAUUUAAAACAUUUAAACUGCUGUCAGAUUCCGGUGAUGUGAGUAAAGCUAAGAAUAUUCUAGCUAAAGUUCUAGAACUGAUUGGACAUGAUGAAGAUAGUGUUGCGGAUAUGGCUUCUACUCAGAUCUUUAUUGUUGGACAGGGUAAAGGUGGAGCUGACUGUCUAGCAGCACAUCUACCUCAAAUUAUAGAUCUUUACCUGGAUAAAGAGACUUAUAAUCUGUUAAGUGUAAUACAACAGGUUUAUCCACAAAACGAUACAGCCGUAGCAGAUCGUUUCCAGGAACUUUUCGCAUCCAUAGAAUCUGGUGACUCCGCCAUCAGAUCUUAUUGUUUACAACUCUUAACUAAAGUAGCUGGCCAUCAACCAAAGCUUUUUACCAAAGAAAACGUGGAUACAUUGAUGGAAGUUAUGUUUGAGGGUGAUCCUAAUGAACAGCUCUCCUAUAUAAUGGUCAUUGAUUUACUGGUCGAGAAAAAUACAAAAAUUAUUUACCACAUAUUAGAUGACUUAAUGAAUAAAGAAUACAGCGAAUAUACGUUUUACCAUUUACACUCCAUAUUACGUAAGAUAGCUGUUAAAAGCGAUGAGAAAACUGCUGAGCGUAUUGUGAACCGGUUUAUAAAAGUUUUAUCAGGUCCAGAACAUGAGACUAACACUAUGUUAUUAAUCAGUGAAUUGCGAGGAUUGGUAGCAACACAUAAGCCUCUUGUAAAUAAGCAUAAACAGUUAAUAGUAGACCUAAAAGAGAGGACAUCCAAUCAAAAUAUACGUGAUACAGCUUCUGGUCUGAUAGAUUUAUUAGAAGGCAGAAGUCUCGAGACAUUAGCUGUGGGUAUUGAUCAACAACAGGAUGAUAUAGAGAAUCUUGAUACACGUGUUACAACUAACGAGAUUACUAUCAACACUGUAACAGAGGAGGUGGGAAAACAGAAGGAAGAUAUUAUUGGUAUUAAAUAUGAGGUCAAUGAACAGGGACAAAGAAUAAACGUGCUGGGCGAGGUUGUUGAGGAAACGGUUCUAAAAGUGGAAGAAAUCGAUCAAAAGACGUUAAGUCACGCUCCAUACUGGUCUCGGGAUGUAUCCAAACUGAUGAAUCCUCAGGCGGAUUGUGAUUGGCGACUAUUGUCUAGUAGACUAGGGUAUAGCAAUGACGAUAUCCGCGCUUGGGCCCAGCAGUCUGAUCCGUGCAUGGCCAUGUUGAAUGAAUGGUAUGCUACCCAUAAAACAAGUGAAGCAUCAUAUGGUGUGUUGAUAGCUUUACAGGAAAUGGACAGAAUGGAUGCAGCUAUUAUAGUGGAGAAUGCUAUGAAGGCAGCCGAGCAAGUGGUGGAAGAGGAAGAGUUUGAAUAUGCCACGCCUCCACCGAUUUUCCUAAGUUACCAAUGGAGUCACCAAGAAGAGGUCAAGUUGUUACGGAAACAUCUAGAAAUGGCUGGCUAUGAAUGCUGGAUGGAUAUAGGACAGAUGGGAGGAGGUGAUAAACUCUUUGAAAAGAUAGAUACGGGUAUCAGAGCAGCCAAGGUCAUUAUCAGCUGUACGACAGAAAAAUACGCCAAGUCACCAAAUUGUAACAGAGAGGUGAAUUUAGCAGUGAAUUUGAGGAAACCCAUUAUACCACUGUUGUUAGAGAACUGUGCGUGGCCCCCACCUGGCUCUAUGGGGCCUAUAUUCAGUGAAUAUCUUUAUAUACAGUUUUUUCAAAGAGACACAAAAGAAGCUACACCCGACGACAGAUACUGGCCAAUACCAAAGUUCCAAGAACUGUUGAUGCAGCUGAGUAUGAAUGGAAUAGUUCCAGAUGAAUCUAAAGUCGAGAACAUGUAUAAAAAUUGGUGGAUGCCUUUAGUCGAAGAGAUAAAGAUUGAUAAAUCCAACACAGCGGGUGGUGGUAAAAAUAAAACACAACCACAAACAACUACAGGUGAUAAAAAGGACGAGAAGUCACCAGAAGUGUUUAUAUCGUAUCAGUGGGAUAAACAAAAAAACAUUAUGUUAUUGUAUAGACGUUUAACAGAACUAGGUUAUCAUUGUUGGAUGGAUAUUCAUCAGAUGGGUGGUGGGGAUUCUCUUUAUGAUAAAAUCGAUCGUGGUAUAAGAGGGUGUAGAGUUGUGUUAUCCUGCAUUACAGAAAAAUACGCCCUUUCAGCAAACUGUCGCAGAGAGGUCAGCUUAUGUGAUGCGUUGAAGCGACCAAUUAUACCUCUUCUGCUUGAAAACACGACGUGGCCACCAAGAGGACCAAUGAGCAUGGCUUUCACAGAACUUCUAUACAUUGAUUUUCAUUCGGAACCUGUAGUACAAGAGAAAUGGAGUGGUCCUAAAUUUGAGGAGAUGAGAGCAAAAAUAAGACAAAUUUUACCAGAUCCCGACCAGGUCGCUGUGGAUUAUGUUCCAGAAUCAAAACCAAAAAGUAAAUCGGAACCUAAAAGUGAAAUUAAACAGAAUGAAACAAAAGUUAUGCCAGAGAAAAAACAACCUGAACCCGAAGGCAAACCGACAAAACCAGCCGACGACACGCCUGCGAAGAAAACUAGUUAUGUUAAAAGUGCUACGCCCGGUACGAAAACUGUCCGCCCAAUCGAUAAUCUACAGCCGGUUGCUCAUCAAGCAGCAGCACCAGCUGACCAAUCAACACAAUAUCCCAAAGUAUCAAAAGAAUCAAGUCCAGACAAGAGUGGGUCAGAAUCGCCGUCCGUUUCACCAGCAUAUACGGGGUCACCACGCAAACCUAAACCAGUACGACCACUUAGUGGUUCUACCAAAAAGACAUCUAAACCUUGCAGUAUUUUAUAACUCUGAUUUCUUCUCAUAUUUUUGAAGACAAUGGUGAUGAGUUUUACCGCUUCAUUCACUUGACUAACACAAAACUCACAGGAAGUUGGCUUAUUCUAAUUACUAUUUCUCUUGAUAUCACAAAAAUCAACGACACCAUUUAGAAAAACAUAUUUUUAUAUUUUAAUUAUAAUUUCUUCAACAGAUGUCAAUAUUUUUCUAACGUACAAUUAUGUACAUGUAUAUAAGAUUAACAUUAAAUAUGUGUAUAUUUCGGAAUUCCGAAUAGUAACUUUUCCCAAAAAUAUGUCUAUACUUCCAGAUAAAUUUUAAAUGCCGGUUUAGUUUUAAACGUAUUAUCAGAAAAAAAAGGUCAAAAGAGUCGCUUUCCUUAUUGAUUUUACACUAAAUGUAAUUGUCGGGAUCAGGAAAAUGAACACCAGGGAUGUGAUGUCAUUAGCUGUGUCUAUAUAAAUAGCUGCCUUCAUAAACUGUAUUUCAAUUAGAAUUAUAUUUACCUUUCAAAUCAAUAUUCUCUUAUUUAUAUUUGUUGAUUUAAUAAAAAUAAAUUAUUUGUGUU
Patella vulgata (common limpet) is the source of this 5767-nucleotide messenger RNA. RefSeq lists its product as uncharacterized. Gene Ontology annotation, biological process: signal transduction. The transcript is spliced from 23 exons. The record is from RefSeq and is a predicted model, not a curated record. Lineage: Eukaryota; Metazoa; Mollusca; Gastropoda; Patellidae. Gene Ontology annotation, molecular function: protein binding. Bases 643 to 5208 code for a protein of 1521 amino acids.